CUCAUUCGCCGCGCUGCUCCGUGCCGUAGUGGCGGCGGCCCCGAGGGUGGAGACGGAUCCCGGGCCUGCAGCCUCGCCGGAGGAGAUUUGAUGACAAACGUGCUUUUUUUUUUGGCUCCUUUGAAUGCGGGAUGUGACGGAAGAAGAAGACGUCGUCGUUGCUGGAAACUUUGGAGAGUUUCUCGUUCGCCAAUCGGACCCUGAUCCGUGCCCCCCUUUCUUGUCACCAUGGCUCACCGGUCUCAGAGUUCCUCGAUCGGAGACAACCCCCUGGACCCAAACUACCUGCCCCCACACUACAAGGAGGAGUAUCGUCUCGCCAUUGAUGCACUGAUAGAAAGUGACGUAGCGGGGUACUAUGAGUUCCUCCAGAACGCGGACGUGGUCAGCUUCCUGGCGCAACACGAAAUCGAGCACAUCAAGUCUACCAUCCAGGGGCCCGCCCAUGCCCACAGCGUUCCGGAUCUGACUUACCCGGAGGUGGGCCACAAUGCAGAGGGGUCCUCCGACACCUACUGGCCCAUGCAGUCCGACAUGGCCGCCCCGGGCCUGGACCUGGGCUGGCCGCUCACCCAGCACAGCUUCAUCGGACCCACCGAGGUCACCACUCUGGUCAACCCCUCGGAAGCAGACAUGCCCAGCAUCAAGGAGCAGGCCAGGAGACUCAUUAAGAACGCUCGCCAGGUUAUCGCUGUGGUGAUGGACAUGUUUACAGAUGUUGACAUAUUUGCGGACCUCCUGGACGCAGCGGCACGCCACGUCCCUGUUUACAUUCUUUUGGAUGAGCAGGAAGCCCAUAACUUUGUCUCCAUGGUGAUCAAUUGUAAGGUCAACCUGGACCUAAUCCAUAUGAUGCGUGUUAGGACUGUGGCAGGAAUAACAUAUCAUUCCCGGACAGGAAAGUCCUUCAAGGGACAGAUGAAAGAUCGCUUUCUGCUGGCGGACUGCCGGGCUGUGCUCAGUGGGAACUACAGCUUCAUGUGGUCGUAUGAGAAGAUUCAUCGCUGCAUCGCUCACCUUUUCCUCGGAGAGCUGGUCGCCACGUUUGAUGAAGAGUUCCGCAUCCUCUAUGCUCAGUCAGAGCCUCUGGUGGUCGACCCGUCGGACGGAACGCUCGCCGUGCCCGACACCGGAAGCUACUUAAACAGACAGAUGGGUUUUAAAAGGACCCAGUCAUUGCGGAAUCCUCUGGGUUUCCGAAGGCAACCUGACAUUUCCUCCGGUUUCCCGUACGGAGACCAGGACCGCAACACUGCACUUGCCUUCCGGAGGAACGACCCAUUUCGUCACACCAUUGAGCCCGGCGCAGGAAUCACCAUUGGGAAGUACUCCCAGCAACAGUUUCGCUUGCAGCCGUCGUAUUUGGACCAGGGAAGGUCAUUAGUGUCCCGGCAGAUGGAGAUGAGCGGCUUCAAGAGACACAGCUACGCCGAAGGAACCCAAGAGACCUACAUGUCCUCCAGACACUACAUGAAGCACAGAGUCAUGAACAAUCUCGACGAGACAGACUUCAGCAGGGAACAGAAACUCCAUUUCUACAAUGAAGGGCCUGGACCAGGUUCUGGUCACAGACACUAUGAUAGACUACGUCCUCCACAUCCAGGCAUUGACCAGUAUUCCGACUCCAGCUCGUUCCGCUCAGAUCAAGAGCCGAGCUAUGGAAACUAUGGCAGAAGUUAUGUCAAUCUUUCAUCGGAGGAUUUAAGCGGACCGGAAGGGUUUCAGGCGCCACCGAUAGCUGGAAGGUAUGGAGGAAGUUCUGCCCUGAAGAGGCCCACCAUAGGACAGGCUUACGCUUGUCAGAGCUCGCCCACGCAGCCUCACCCGCCGGAGAAAAAAAUAUUUCCAAAACAGUCAGAACAGGAGCACGGCCAGGACGCAAGUGUUCGGCACGGUUUGAGGAACUGGAGGAUUCACUCGUAUCUUAGCGCAUACGAGGACGGCGGAGAAGAAGGUCUCAAUCAACCCCUGGGGCCUGACGCAUUUGAAGAUACCCUACCUUCUCAAGAGCAAGACAUUUCAGAGACCCGCUUUGGAAUAAAACAGCCACCCAAUGUGGCCCCGAAGCCCAGAGCAGAUAUCCAAAGGCCGCGCUUCGGAAAGCCGGUUAAACCCGACAGCGCCGAGAAGACCUCAACCGUGAAGGAUGGGCUCCUUUCAGCCAGCGACGUGAAGUCUGCUUCUCUGGACAGAAGUGAAGAAGACGAAAGGGGAGUCGGGAAGGAGGACAGCGGGGAAAAAGAGGCGCCAGAUCGCUUCCUGACAAAACACGACUCUUUCCGUACGCGGAUUAACCCGGUCCUUCAGCGCAGCUCCCGUCUACGUUCCUCGCUCAUUUUCUCAUCGUCAAAAGCAGAGAUACACAGCGGGAGCACUGGCCUCAGACCAGCCACAGAGGAAGAUGACAAGUUGGACGCCGGGCGCACUUCCUCCAUCGUAGCCCAGAUCCUCGAGAAGCGGAGGUCAUUAUCUCGAGAACCUUUUGAGUGGAGGAAGACAGCUGAGGAGCAGAGUAAAGAAAAAGAGCAAGAGGAGAAAAGUGGGGAUGCAAAUCCGCAACAGGAGAGGGAGACCAGAUUGACAAAUAUAACAGAAACAAAAGACGAGCACCCGAAACUUCAGGAACACGACCAAUCAACCUCUAACGAUGUCACACCAACGUCUCUAAAUGUCAACGACCCCGCCAGUCGACUGCAGUACUUCAAAGAAGUCGCCGCCAAGAGAAAAGCAUCAAAGAUGGAGUCGGAGUCAACGGUGAACGUCCCGGCUGAGAAAAAGCCAGACCUGUCAGGAAAGGCUCCCCAAAACACGACGGUGGGCGCUGCGGCCCCGUCUGAUGUUGCUUCAACAGAAUCCCAGACAAAGAAACCAGACGUCUCGGCAAAACUCGCCGACCUCAAUCGUCGAUCUUCAUUUACAUCCACAAAAGCUUCUCUAAUCUCCCCAAAGCCUUUUGUGAGCCCCGUGAAGCCUUCUGAAAGUCACAAGGAGGAGAACCCAUCAGAAGGUCAAAAGAAAGAUAUAUUUAAGUCGCUGAAGCCCCUUCCCUCCCCCAAGAUCUUCAAGAGGGACCAGCUCAAGCUCAAGGGACUCAACCCUCGGAGGAUAUCCUGCGGCGAGGAGCUCCUAACAGAUGCUACAGACACAGAGAAGAGCGAGAUGAAGAAGAGUCGCUCUCAUAGUUCCUCCACGCUGCCUCGUGACGAAUCCAAGGAAGCCCAGCAGAAGGGAUCCAACACCUCCAUUAACACGCUCGGGAGCGGCGAGGGAAAGAGCGACGGCAAAGCGCUGGACUUCCUGAAGAAACAGACGCAGCGGCUGAAGGGCCUGAUAGGACCCAAAGAUAAGGAGAAGAAAGCUUCGGGAGAAGAUCGCAGCAUGGGCACGGUGAAAGAAAUGGUGGAAGAUUACAGCAAAAAGCAGAGUUUGUCCACGAAGGACACGGGUUCCUCAGCUGCCGAUCAUGUGACUGCCAAUCACCGCACAUCAGCCGCCGCCACUUCCGGCUCACGCUACCUGCCGCCCGCUAAUUCGGUCCUGUUCAGCAGCAACCUCCGCGAUGACACCAAGGUCAUCCUGGAGCAGAUCUCGGCCAACAGUCAGAAGAACCGACUGGAGCGGGACGACGCAGCAGACGGAGACCGCGAUGCCAAGGGUGUCAGCGACAGCGAGUUCUCCGUCAAAAAGAACCGCUUCCUGCGACCCCAAGUGGGUGGCCAGGAGAGGGAGGGGCUGCUGAAGAGGAUAGAGAGCCUGAGGAAGGAGAAGAAGGUCUACAGCCGCUUUGAGAUGGGGAAUACCCUGGGAUAGCGCCAAAGACGGACGGACGAGUGACCGUGGAUGUGGCAUCUUAAUAAAGCGAGACGAUCAAACAGGCGCACCGUGCACCGCACCGACAGUCCAAGUCCGCUCUGUGUCUUUCUCUCCCUGCUGGAUUUCCGCCCCGGAAGUAAGCUUGAAACCUGACACGGAAAAACGCAGCAACAAGAAAAACCAAUGGGUGCGGAAUGUGCCUGUUUGCCAAACAAACAGCGGUACGAUCUUUGACCAUAUAAGGUGACUGAGCAAGAGGACGUGCUAACGUGACAUCGGAAAAAGAAAGGACUUGUGUGGACACGACUGAAAAGAGCGAGAAAGUAAAACCUUCACCUGAAUGAAUGCAAAUACACAUGCCAUGAAAUAAACCUAAAAACUGUAUUCCUGUAGCA
This is a messenger RNA of Doryrhamphus excisus (bluestripe pipefish), 4208 nucleotides long. RefSeq names its product family with sequence similarity 83 member Hb (gene sack1hb). Gene Ontology annotation, cellular component: keratin filament. The record is from RefSeq and is a predicted model, not a curated record. Gene Ontology annotation, molecular function: protein kinase binding; keratin filament binding. Gene Ontology annotation, biological process: positive regulation of cell migration; protein localization to cytoskeleton; intermediate filament cytoskeleton organization. Lineage: Eukaryota; Metazoa; Chordata; Actinopteri; Syngnathiformes; Syngnathidae.